Molecule: messenger RNA, 2454 nt
Organism: Linnemannia hyalina
Lineage: Eukaryota; Fungi; Mortierellomycota; Mortierellomycetes; Mortierellales; Mortierellaceae
Source: the annotation of a GenBank genome assembly
AUGACUUCGGCCACAAUCGACCUGAAAGGCGUUGGAAAGUCGGCCUUCCUUGACACUUUCAUCGCUUCUCUUGCUAACGUGCAGACGAAUGAGGACCUCGAAGAAUCCAUCACAGCACCCACCCUCAACCACCCUUCUUCUCUCGACCUCUCAACAUUAUCUCUUCCCGCCACUCGAGUAACGACAACGCCCGUUUUGAUGCCAGGAGAGGACGCCAAAAAGUCCUUUGCAACGGACCCCUUGGAUCUUUUGCCUCCCAAGGUUCAGACUCCUGCUCGAGAUGUGUCCUUCAUCACCCUCCCUGGAUAUUCCUCGACAACCAACCCUUCGACCACACUCACCCUCACCGACGAUUACCUGAACCACCACUUGCGCACGGUGACGUCCAUCUUUUCACACUCGAUCCCCAACGCACAACUGGCAUGGUUCUUGAUCACUGGCUCGCAAGUCCACGCCAUCCCGACCUGCGCCUUUUAUUUUGUCCUUUACGAACUCAAGCCAAUCGACAUUAUCUACAUGAAGCUCAUCCAUGAGCGUGUCAACUUGGUGCCUGUCAUUACAAAGUCCGACUCACUUUCGCAACGAGAGCUCUGGGUGCUCAAACGACGAAUGAUCCGUCAGCUUAAACUGCACGGUAUCCAGUUUCACACCUUUGGUCUUGGCCGCGAGACUGUCGAGCGGAUGGCUGAACAACACCAGUGGGGCGCCCCGCCAUUUGCGGUCAGUACUCGAUCGGAUGCAGACGGGCAACUCUUGGAAAGCGAGCUCCCUCAGCUCAUCCGCAUGUGCCUUUACGAUCGCUUCCGAUACUCACAGGAGGAAGCAGCCCAAAAGGUGAUUGCAUGGAAGAGCGCCCUUCCCGUAUUGGACCCCCCUGGAUUGGCAUCUGUCGAGCACAUCUGGAGCACUCAGACGUUUGAAAUCGGCGGGGUAAUUGCCCAUGAGCAACCUACCAGACCUUUACCCUUCGAGGAUACACGACCAACAGAGAUUGUUCAAACGAUCCCUCCACCUCCUCCAGUAAACUUUGUUGUGGAAGCUUCAGGAUUCCCCUCGCUCGGUUCAGCCUCGGCAACAUCACCCAAAGCAAUGUUCAGCCAUGUGAUCGGGACACCUCUUACGGACGAUGGUGGCUACAUUUCUCCGGGAUCCUUCCAGAACCAGCCUCUUGUUCCUGUGAAUGGAGCGUUCUUCCCAACUAUGGCGUACUCACCCGAUUCAUCCGCUGCUGCAUCUCAAGUACGGUUGUCGCUGAUCCACCAAUCGACUGGCAUGGCCGUUGACAGUUCGACUCGUCCGAACGAGAUCAUGGAUGAAAACACUGUGAAUACUGUUCAUACCCAAGUGGGGUCGUUCUUGGAUGCCUUUGGCCAGCCAGUACAUGAGACUUCGAUCAAGGUUCCCGUCCCUUCGAGCACAACAACUUCCAUUCCGACCAAUGGAUACAGCCCAGGAGCCAACACAGAUAUCACCCUUCAACAACAGCUGGCUGCAUCGCUAAUCUUACCAGGAGGGUUCCAGGCGCCUGGCACCUAUCUUGUGCCACAGCCCUUUCCCAAUACAAUGGUGCCCUUGGACACAUCCCUGGUCCCGAUAGAGGCCUUGCCAGAUAUUUGGGAGGCGACUGAGACUGGAGAUGUCGACACGGUUCAACGUCACCUGAACGCUGGCGCCUCACCCGACCAACGGAACGCCUCGCGAUCGACCCUUCUUCAUCGUGCGGCAUGGCAAUGUUCCAAACCAUUGGCUGUGAUGCACCUCCUGAUUUCCUACGGAGCCAACGUGAACCUCGCCAACGAAAACGGCAACACGGUGCUACAAAACUCUCUGAUGAAGCAUGACGACCCAGCGCUGAUUAAGCUGCUGCUCGACAAUGGAGCCGAGGCCGUCAUUUGCAACAAGGAGGGGAUGAACACUCUCGAGGUUUCGGCGUUGUUUAACAGAGUCGAAUGUGCAAAGUACCUGCUUGAGAAUGACCUGUCGUCGUCUGAGAUCGACAGUAUUUCUAAUGCCCUUCAGCGAGCUCGUGGACCUGACAAGAAGAACAUGAAGGCGUUGCUCAAGGGCUGGCAGGGCAAGGAGGGGGAGAGGAAGCGAGCGGAGGUGAAGGAGAGAAUUGGAGGGUCGACCACAGCACCAAAGACUCCCUCAUUGACCUCUGCCAAGGCUCAGCAGUCCCCGACCCAGAGUCAAGCAUCGACGCGCAUGAGCAUGAGCCAGCACCGCAACCAAAGUCAGUCCCAUAUCACUGAUGACACCAGCGUCCACAGCAACGACGGCGGACCCUCCAGCAAAGCCAGCUCUCUCCACCAUGAAGUCCAUGACACUGCACCAUCGUCCUCGACUACAUCGGUCCAUACAACCAUCCAGAGCAAGAGCACAGGUCGCUUCAAUCUCAAGACCAUGCGGUCAGCAGCACCAUCCAUGAGCAACCUCUUUGGCCGCAAGCAGUAG